AUGCCUGCUGGCAGGCAGCACGGCCUGCAGCCCCUCAAGUUCCAGGACACAUUGGUGUAUUGGCAUGAGGACGACUGCCAGGACCCCACCCUGCUCGCUCCAGGCACACAGGUGGCAGCGCACAUACCGACGCACAGCUUUGGGCAGUGCGGCAACAACUUCAACAACUCCAACGAGGACGUGCUCUUCAACGACACCUGCCCCUCCACGGCAGCGCACGCAGAACACGCACAGAAGGCGCACUGCCUGUCCUCCAACUACAAGUUUGAACUUGUUGUUGAUGACCCCCGCCUCAUGGGCUUCGUUUCCUGGAAGCUUCUCCACACGCUUGAAGCAGGCACGGUGCCCAUCUAUUAUGGCGCACCGGAUGUGGACAACUUCAUGCCGCCCGGUUCGUACAUCGACGGGAGGAAGCUUCCCACGCCCGCCGAGCUGCUUGCGACCCUGCAGGAACUGCACCUCGACCCCUUGAAGUACAUGGACCUAUUCGCAUGGCGCACGUGUGGUGUGUGGGGGCAGUACGCCCACGUGGACGCGCUGGGCUUCCGCUCGCUGCCGUGCCGCCUCUGUGAGGCCGUCAGUGCCCGCCAUGGCCGCCUCUUCCACCGCCACUAG
Messenger RNA from Closterium sp. Yama58-4, 615 nucleotides. Lineage: Eukaryota; Viridiplantae; Streptophyta; Zygnematophyceae; Desmidiales; Closteriaceae. The record is from the annotation of a GenBank genome assembly.